ACAGACAAUAAACUACCACUUUUUUACAUAAAUAUUUCAGUAUAAAAUAAAAAUUUGUUGGUUUUAUUUUUCAGUAUUUUUUUUUUUUUGUUUAUUAUUUAUACAAUUGUUGUAGACAACUUCAUUAGUAAAACUGUGGGUUUUCAACUUCGUCAUCAAAAAUCUGACUGCAGAAAAAAUUAAUAAAAGAAAAUAAUCAAUUAAUAUCAAAAAAGAUAAAAAAAUGUAUUAGUUUGUGUUUAUUUGACUAAAAUUUUCCUCAUUAUUUAAAGUUUUAUUUAUUAUUAGUGUUAAGUUAGUUAUAUUUUUAAUAUUUUUUAUAAAAAAAUAAAAUAUAAAUAUGGUAUUUUGGUGUGAUUGCUUGCAACGCAAUGAUUAUCAACAGAUAUCUGCUUCAGCUGGGGGUGGACAAGGUCCUCGUUUUGGUGUGCGUCAUAUACAAUGCUUGUUAGUGUUUUGUGGUUUAGCUGUGGCUUAUGCUCUUCGGGUGAAUCUAUCGGUGGCUAUAGUUGCCAUGACAGAUCGUAAUGCUACAAAUCCUAAUUUUGAGGAAUUCGACUGGGAUGAGAGUGUCAAAUCCUAUUUGCUCAGCAGUUUCUUCUGGGGUUAUGUGAUCACACAAGUUCCUGGUGGAUAUUUAUCUCAUAAAUAUGGAGCAAAAUUUACAUUCUUUUUUGGUGUGCUAAUAUGCUCUGUACUGGCUUUAUUAACACCCCUUUUUGCGGAAAUUGGUGAUUGGCCUUUGCUACUGAUACUGCGCUCGGUUCAAGGUCUCUGCCAAGGCAUGAUAUUUCCUUCUACGCAUACCUUUCUCUCGAAAUGGGCUCCGGCUGAAGAGAGAGGUCGCCUCGUAAGCUAUUGCUAUUCGGGUGCACAAUUUGGUACGGUAAUAAUGCUGUCGAUAAGUGGUUUCAUAGCUUCUUCUUGGAUGGGUUGGCCUAGUAUAUUUUAUGUAUCCGGUUUAGCUGGUUUGGUAUGGGCUGUCUUUUGGUAUUUCUAUUGUGCCAGUACACCAGCUGAACAUCCUACUAUAACUGUAAAUGAAAGACGUUAUAUCGAGACUUCCGGUCCGGGACGAAGACCCUCAGAUGCUGGUAGAAUUGAGGCCUCGGAAUUAAAAACACCCUGGUUGAAAAUAUUUACCUCGGUGCCAUUUUUAACACUACUCAUAGUGCACUGUGCCAAUAAUUGGGGUUUCUGGACUUUGCUAACUGAGAUUCCAACAUAUAUGAAAAACAUCUUAGGCAUGGAUAUACGCAGCAAUGGUCCACUCUCCGCUUUACCUUAUUUAGCCAUGACAUUGCUAUCAUAUGGUUUUAUAUUUGUGGCCGAUAUCAUCAAUCAUAAUAGUGUUAUGCCUUUGUUUUUCUCACGAAAACUAUUCAAUACCUUGGGUAUGUGGAUACCGAUGAUGGCUUUAAUCGGUUUGGGCUAUAUAACUACAGGUGACAGCACAAAAUUGGCAAUAGCAUUGUUAACUAUAGCAGUGGGUGCUAAUGCGGCUACGUACUUGGGCUUUCAGGUUAAUCAUAUAGAUUUAUCACCCAACUUUGCUGGUACACUGAUGGGCAUUACAAAUUGCGCGGCUAAUAUAAUGAGCAUUAUAGCCCCUUUGACAGUGGGCUUAAUUGUGACAGAUGAGACAAAUCCUUUACAAUGGCGUAUAGUGUUUUAUAUAACAGCUGGUUUCUAUUUUUUUGGCAAUUUAUUGUUUGUAAUUUUUGGUCGCACUAGUCCUAGAGCCUGGAAUCUGCCCACAACACGCACACAUUCUUCUACAUCAUCAUCUCCUGUACAUGCGACCAAUGUGGAAGCUGCUGCUCCGGUUUCGGAAACAGAUCAUUUGCUAACAAAUUCUACUUAAUCUAAUGGAAUUUUUAUUUUCU
Molecule: messenger RNA, 1886 nt
Organism: Lucilia sericata (common green bottle fly)
Lineage: Eukaryota; Metazoa; Arthropoda; Insecta; Diptera; Calliphoridae
Gene: MFS15
Product: putative inorganic phosphate cotransporter
Exons: 5
Coding region: 341-1864 (507 amino acids)
Biological process (GO): transmembrane transport; monoatomic anion transport
Cellular component (GO): plasma membrane
Molecular function (GO): transmembrane transporter activity
Source: RefSeq, a predicted model, not a curated record